CACAGCUCUACUACACUCACUCCCACCCGGCAGUGAACUUGAAUGCAGAGCAGUGAGAGGUAGUGAAAAGCAGAGGAUAUCAGCUACAGUAUAUCGCUAUUGGGAGCACUUAAUUCUGCUGCGAUGGGUAGACUGCACAGUGAACUCUGAGACGUGUGGACGUUUUGGGGUCAAUGGGUACCCCACACUCAAAAGACUUGCUAGUGGCCUACUAUGAUGUGGAUUACCUCCGCAACAUCAAGGGCACCAACUACUGGAGGAACAGGGUGAUGAAAGUGGCCACUCAGUUCCAGUCUCAGGGGCUGAAUUACGCUGUGGCCAACAGGGCUGAGUUCCAGGAAGAGCUGGAGGAGGAGUUUGGCCUGGGGCCGUCCGACGGGGGAGAGCUGCCUCUCAUCACCAUUAGGAACGGGGAGGGCCACAAGUACAGCAUGCAGGAGGAGUUCACACGGGAUGGGAAAUCCCUGGAGAGGUUCUUGGAGGACUACUUUGCCGGUAAACUGAAGAGGCAGGUCAAGUCAGAGGCUGCUCCCGAAAACAACGAAGGCCCAGUCAAGGUGGUGGUGGCGGACAACUUUGAGGAGUUAGUGAACAACCCUUCCAAGGACGUGCUGCUGGAGUUUUAUGCACCCUGGUGUGGACACUGCAAAAGCCUGGAGCCCAAAUACACAGAACUUGGGGAACAGUUGUCCGCCAACACCCACAUUGUUAUAGGAAAGAUGGAUGCCACUGCUAACGACGUUCCUCCAACCUACGAUGUCCAGGGUUUCCCCACUAUUUUCUUCGUCCCAGCAGGACAGAAGGACCAGCCUCGGAAAUACGAGGGUGGCCGUGAGGUGAAUGAUUUCCUCAACUAUCUGAAGGAGGUGGCCACACAUCCCCUUAUCCUGGGCAAUGCCAGAGAAGACUUGUGAGAGCACAAUGACGAGAGAGAAGAAAAAAACAAGGGAUGAGUGGACUGGCAAAGAAGCAGAAGACAUGAACUAUGAGGAGAAAAAAAGGAGCCACCCAUUGCAACACAGUUUCAGACCAGAAGAUCUCCUUUGGUUGUCUGUGCCAUACCAGCAACACUGAAUGCUCAUAACAUAGAGGACUUGUAAAUUAAACAAUCAGCAGUUUUUUCUUGGAACUUCAAGAGAGUAAUGUUCUGAAUGUGAGAGGAUGGAGCAUCUGCAAGCACAGUAAUAGGUAGCACAUGUGCAAUAGGCUUUGCCAUUAAACUGGUGACUUGAUGGUUGCGAUUAAUAUUCCCAAGAAAGGCAUACUAGUGUAGCGUCCUUGACUCUGAGUGAGGUACCUCAGACUAUAGAUAAAUGUAGAAAGUGAAAAAUUAUGUGCAACAGUUUUUGCGAAGUUGCUUACAGGUACAAAGAAAAAACUGUCUGCUAAGCAAAUAGAUAAAAAUUGAAUAAAAUACCUGAUACAGGGGCCUGCCGAGUGGCGCAGCGGUCUACGGCACUGAGGUGUCACUACAGACCCGGGUUCGAUACUGGGCUAUAUCACAACCGGCCGUUAUCGGGAGUCCCAUAGGGCGGCGCACAAUUGUCCCAGCGUCGUCCAGGUUAUGGGAGGGUUUGGCUGGGGGGGGCUUUACUUGGCUCAUUGUGCUCUAGCGACUCCUUGUGUCUGGUCGGGUGCCUGCAGGCUGAUUGCGGUUGUCAGUUGAACGGUGUUUCCUCCGACACAUUGGUGUGGCUGGCUCCCGGGUUAAGCGGGCGGGUGUUAAGAAGUGUGUUUUGGUGGGUCAUGUUUCAGAGGAUGCAUGAUUCGACCUUUGCCUCCCGAGCCCAUUGGGGAGUUGCAGCGAUGAGGGAGAAAAAGGGGGUAAAAGGGACAGAGUUUGGGAAACUGAUUUAGCAGACACAUCCAUUUUUUUGUGUGAAAAUAGGUUGAAGACUACUGAAGCACUAUGGACAGGCUUAGAUUUCAGUUGGACUUUUAUGCCAAGCAUCUCACCUGCUCUUCUCGAGGAGAGGCAACCUUAAAGUUUGAAAUGUCCCCUCAUUGUACUGAAUUUAUCCAUUUGAUAUUUACUUACUAUAAUACACUCCAUAUCACUCUAUUUUGUUUUGUGUUACAUACACAAUAUAGCACAUCAUCCACAUAUUAGUAGGUUUUAUUAGAGACAUCUGUGUAUUUGUUAUCAAAUUAGUGAUAUUUAUUGGUAUUUAUUUUUAAUAGAAUGUAUAGUUACAUCAGCUAGCACUUCUUGAGAUUCAUGUUUUACAUCAAAUUUGUUUAACUAUUGAAAUCAUUUGAGAUGUCUUACAUGAAAAGAGUUAUCAACUUGAAGAUUAGGCAAUGUCCAAUGCAUGGGUAUUAUUUGAUAAAUAAAAAAGACGUCACAGAA
This is a messenger RNA of Oncorhynchus keta (chum salmon), 2350 nucleotides long. Its product is annotated as protein disulfide-isomerase A3-like. The transcript is spliced from 8 exons. Gene Ontology annotation, biological process: response to endoplasmic reticulum stress; protein folding. NCBI's taxonomy places the organism in Eukaryota, Metazoa, Chordata, Actinopteri, Salmoniformes, Salmonidae. Gene Ontology annotation, cellular component: cell surface; endoplasmic reticulum. Bases 174 to 914 code for a protein of 246 amino acids. The record is from RefSeq and is a predicted model, not a curated record. Gene Ontology annotation, molecular function: protein disulfide isomerase activity.